ACCCGGGAGGUAGAGGUUGCAGCGAGCCGAGAUCGCGCCAUUGCACGAAGAAGAGCAAGAAGUCAAGAGCAAGGCAUGGUCUUUGGGUCAGACAGAGCCAGGCGGGACUCUUAAGUAGCUGUGGGGCACGGGGAGGUGACUUCUGUCUCCCCCAUCUUGGUAGUGCUCCCAGGAGGGUACUCUGUACCCAGGAGGGCAGGCUGCAGCAACCCUGCUGUCCCCAGAACUCUCUGGGGCUCACUUGGUCAGGCGGUGGCUUAGUCGCCUUUCACAGUGGUCCCAGGGAAUUUCAUUUCCCUGCCAUCCACAUUCUGGCAGUUGCCAGCCUGUCCCCAGAAGGGUCACUGGGCAGUGCUUCCUGGAUUUGUUCUGAGGAAGAGGAGGUUGGCUUGUGUCCUGCCAGCUGUCCCCUCCCCCACCCCUUGCAGUAAUUCCCCAGCCUUCCUCCCUGACCCUCUGCCAGGUUAGCGUCCCUCCUCAUCUAAGGGUGGCCGGGGCCACGUGAGCGCCGGGGAAGCGGGAGUAACUGACACCAGUGAAGGCUGCCAUAAGGCACCUGGGACUUCUCCCAAGCCAGGAGCAAUCGGAGCUGACCAGAGACCCAGGGAGUCGGCAGGGAAGAGGAAGGGAGGGGCCUGGACCCAGACUUGGAGCCUGGGGCUGGACGCCAGCCGACACCAACACCAGACACAGCUCACCCAGCCCCAGUCCACGCCUGCCCUGCCUAAAGAAGGUGCCAUGCGGGCCAGCGAGACGGUGUCGGAGGCCAGCCCCGGCUCCACUGCCAGCCAGACCGGUGUUCCUACUCAGGUGGUUCAGCAGGUGCAGGGCACCCAGCAGCGGCUGCUGGUCCAGACGAGUGUGCAGGCCAAGCCGGGCCACGUGUCGCCCCUCCAGCUGACCAACAUCCAAGUGCCCCAGCAGGCUCUUCCCACGCAGCGUCUGGUGGUGCAGAGCGCAGCCCCAGGCAGCAAAGGUGGCCAGGUCUCCCUGACGGUCCACGGUACCCAGCAGGUACACUCACCCCCAGAGCAGUCGCCGGUGCAGGCCAACAGCUCUUCCAGCAAGACGGCUGGGGCCCCCACGGGCACGGUGCCACAGCAGCUGCAGGUUCACGGCGUCCAGCAGAGUGUCCCCGUCACCCAAGAGGUGCCAGGCCAAGGCGGGCAGCGGCUCGGACCAGGGAGGUCUGUGGUCCAGGCCACUCCACAAGCUCCCAAAGCCGGCCCGGUGCAGCCGCUGACCGUGCAGGGCCUCCAGCCAGUCCACGUGGCUCAAGAGAGCUCAGGCAGUCAGUUUCCCGCUAGGAAGGCAGAGCAGCGAGAUCCCCGGCCCACGCCGCCGCCGGAGCCGCCGCCCCGGCCGCCCGCGUGCAGCGGCGAGGCCCCGCAGCUAGGCAGCCCCGAGCCGCCGCCGCCCCAUUACGAGCCGGGCGCCGAGCAGUGGGUGGAGCUGGUGGGCGUGCUGCCCCCACACCUGCUCCUGCCGCAGCAGAAAGUGGUCUUCGAGCCACUGCCGCGGCUCCCGGCCCGAGCCAGCCCCGACCAGAGGGUCAGGAUCCAGAGAAUCCCCCAGGUGCUAGUGUUCGGCACGGCCGCCACGGCCCUCAAAGUGCAGCAGCUCCAGCAGGUGCCCGUCCCACACGUGUACUCCAGCCAGGUGCAGUAUGUGGAGGGCGGCGAUGCCAGCUAUACGGCCAGUGCCAUCCGUUCCAGCACCUACCCCUACCCCGAGACGCCGCUGUACACGCAGACGGCAAGCACCAGCUACUACGAGGCCGCGGGCACGGCCGCCCAGGUCAGCACCCCUGCCACCUCCCAGGCAGUGGCCAACAGUGGCUCCAUGCCCAUGUACGUCUCCGGCAGCCAGGUCGUCGCCAGCUCCACCAGCACUGGGGCUGGAGCCAGCAACAGCAGCGGAGGUGGUGGCAGUGGUGGUGGCGGCGGCGGCGGGGGAGGCGGUGGCGGGGGUGGCAGUGGCAGCACCGGAGGCGGCGGCAGCGGAGCAGGCACCUACGUGAUCCAAGGUGGCUACAUGCUGGGCAGUGCCAGCCAGUCUUACUCCCACACCACCCGUGCCUCGCCAGCCACGGUCCAGUGGCUCCUGGACAACUAUGAGACGGCUGAGGGCGUGAGUCUGCCACGGAGUACCCUCUACUGCCACUACCUGCUGCACUGCCAGGAGCAGAAGCUGGAGCCCGUCAACGCCGCCUCCUUCGGCAAGCUCAUCCGCUCUGUCUUCAUGGGCCUGCGAACCCGCCGUCUGGGCACCAGGGGCAACUCCAAGUACCACUACUACGGCCUGCGCAUCAAGGCCAGCUCACCCCUGUUGCGACUGAUGGAGGACCAGCAGCACAUGGCCAUGCGGGGCCAGCCCUUCUCGCAGAAGCAGAGGCUCAAGCCCAUCCAGAAGAUGGAAGGCAUGACCAACGGCGUGGCGGUGGGGCAGCAGCCGAGCACGGGGCUGUCGGACAUCAGUGCCCAGGUGCAGCAGUACCAGCAGUUUCUGGAUGCCUCUCGGAGCCUCCCUGACUUCACAGAGCUCGACCUCCAGGGCAAGGUGCUGCCUGAGGGCGUCGGGCCUGGUGACAUCAAAGCCUUCCAGGUCCUGUACCGGGAACACUGUGAGGCCAUUGUCGACGUCAUGGUGAACCUGCAGUUCACCCUGGUGGAGACGCUGUGGAAGACCUUCUGGAGGUACAACCUCAGCCAGCCCAGCGAGGCGCCGCCGCUGGCCGUGCAUGAUGAGGCCGAGAAGCGACUGCCCAAAGCCAUCCUGGUGCUGCUCUCCAAAUUCGAGCCCGUGCUCCAAUGGACCAAGCACUGUGACAACGUGCUGUACCAGGGCCUGGUGGAAAUCCUCAUCCCUGACGUGCUGCGGCCCAUCCCCAGUGCCUUGACCCAAGCGAUCCGGAACUUUGCCAAGAGCCUGGAGAGCUGGCUCACCCACGCCAUGGUCAAUAUCCCCGAGGAGAUGCUGCGGGUGAAGGUGGCCGCGGCCGGCGCCUUCGCGCAGACACUGCGGCGCUACACGUCGCUCAACCACCUGGCGCAGGCGGCGCGCGCUGUGCUGCAGAACACCGCGCAGAUCAACCAGAUGCUGAGCGACCUCAACCGCGUGGACUUCGCCAACGUGCAGGAGCAGGCCUCGUGGGUGUGCCGUUGCGAGGACCGCGUGGUGCAGCGGCUGGAGCAGGACUUCAAGGUGACGUUGCAGCAGCAGAAUUCGCUGGAGCAGUGGGCGGCCUGGCUGGACGGCGUGGUGAGCCAGGUGCUCAAGCCCUACCAGGGCAGCGCCGGCUUCCCCAAGGCCGCCAAGCUCUUCCUUCUCAAGUGGUCCUUCUACAGCUCCAUGGUGAUCCGGGACCUGACCCUGCGCAGCGCCGCCAGCUUCGGCUCCUUCCACCUCAUCCGGCUGCUCUACGACGAAUACAUGUACUACCUGAUCGAGCACCGCGUAGCCCAGGCCAAGGGCGAGACCCCCAUCGCCGUCAUGGGCGAGUUCGCCAAUCUGGCCACCUCCCUGAACCCCCUGGACCCCGACAAAGACGAGGAGGAGGAAGAGGAGGAGGAGAGCGAGGACGAGCUGCCGCAGGACAUCUCACUGGCGGCUGGCGGCGAGUCACCCGCGCUGGGCCCAGAGACCCUGGAGCCGCCGGCCAAGCUGGCGCGGACUGACGCGCGCGGCCUCUUCGUGCAGGCACUACCCUCCAGCUAAGCCCUUGGCCUCCCCGCCCCGCCCGCCCCUGCCACCCCUUCACGCCAGGGUCCCUCACAGCUUCUGUGGCUUCGUGGUCACCGCUCCAGCCUCAGCCAGGGAGGGCAGGGAGGGGGCCUCCGAGACAGGGAAGGCCGGGGCCCUCCUACCCUAUGGGGCCGGCACAAUCAGUGGGCUGGGCGGAGCCGCAGCUGCAAACUCUGACACAAAAGACGUGCCUUAAGGAACCCGCCGCGUGCCCAGGUGCCCUGUGGGGCAUCCAGCUCGGCCCCUUGGCCGCCCCCCUCCCAGGCCGCAGCAUCUUCACCCCAGCCCCGUCCUCCCACCACCCCAGGGGGCAGGCAGGCAGGCCCCCUCCCGUGCGGAACUGUUAACUUAUUCAGCUCGCUGGCUUUGCACAGCCUGUCCUGGGCCCAGCCCUGAGCCCUGUGCCGGCGCAGGUGGGCGUCACCUGGGGACUCCCCACUGUCAGCAGCAGCCCCGGGACCCCCUACCCCCAGCAACCCCACUGCUUCCCCUUCUUGGUAUUAAGUGCAAUUAAAGCCGUGGGUGUCGCAUCUUCUCCGCUGGGCCCUCCCUUGCCCCCAAGCCCGAGAAGGGGGCACUGCCCGGCCCGGCUGUGGGGAGGGCGGCAGGGGGCACGGCCUCCAGCUUCCAAAGAGCAGCGGGCCGCGGGGCCGGGGAGUGCCCACAGACCCCAGCCCCCGCGCCCCCCUCCGCCGCUGGUUUGUAAUGGAACCUUUUUUGUGCCCCUCUCUUCCCGGAGACUCUGCUUCUCCUCCGUGCCGUGCGACCCCCACCCCAUGACUAUUGUGCGAUUCGUGAGCGCCGCCCGAGCGGAGCUGGUAACUUGUUGGGUUUUUUUCCAACCAUCAUGGCCUUAUCUGUUCCAGUUUUCUCAGUGUUUUCAGCCUGUGAGAUAGAUGUUUAUGGCAAGAAAAAGAAAAAAAAAAAAUGGAAAUCUGACCUAUUGUAUAAAAAUCACUAUUUUGUGUGCUCCGCGUGCUACAGCUUUUGGGGCGGCCUGCCCAGUCCCCGUGCCCACGGGGCUCCCUCUCCCGGCGGUGAAAGUGUCCACACGUGUGGUAGUCUAGUGUGCCGAGCUGUUUUCUACCUUUUUGUAGUCUUUCUUAAAACAAUAAAUUCCGCUGUGAUAUUUGCCUA
This is a messenger RNA of Chlorocebus sabaeus (green monkey), 4881 nucleotides long. It is a transcript of the gene RFX1, whose product is annotated as regulatory factor X1. Gene Ontology annotation, cellular component: nucleus. Gene Ontology annotation, biological process: regulation of transcription by RNA polymerase II. The record is from RefSeq and is a predicted model, not a curated record. Lineage: Eukaryota; Metazoa; Chordata; Mammalia; Primates; Cercopithecidae. Gene Ontology annotation, molecular function: DNA-binding transcription factor activity, RNA polymerase II-specific; RNA polymerase II cis-regulatory region sequence-specific DNA binding.